UUCUUAUUUCCUCUCAUCAUCAUAGGCUGCUAAGCGAAAGAAGCCAACUUUUUAAUUCACCAAUGGCAGCCAAAUUCCAGACGAGAUCAGUGAGCUUGCCCACCAGAUCCCACCACACAACCAUCAAAAUCCACGAAGAGCUCACCAAGCUGAGAGCAUUCGAGCAAUCAACAUCGGCGCCGGCCACUUCUACUUCUAGCUCCGCCAUCUGCAACAGUUUAUCCACUCUAAGAGACAUCUACGACAGCGUGGACGAGCUUCUCGCCCUGCCAUCGACUCAAAAAGCUCUGUCUCGCCGUCGGUGCGUGGCAGAGGAGAAGCUCUUCUUGAAAGGAUCCCUGAAGCUUAUGGAUACUUGCGAGAUCGCUAAGGAUGUGAUCUCGAGGCUAAGAGAAAACGUGGCCUCCCUCCAGUCCGCAAUCCGAAGGAGAAGGAAAGGCGACUCUGUUUUAGAAUCCUCUGUGUCUGACUACUUUCAAUUGAGGAGGAAGACGGGGAAAGACGCCAGGAAGUUGGUUGCGCAGUUGAAGCAACAGAUGGGCAAUAAUAAUUACAAGUUUCCGGCGGCCGAUCAGGGUGAUGUUGAUGAGCAAUUCAGUGCUGUAAUUAGGGUGAUGCGAGAAGUUAAUGCGGCGAGCAGCUGCGUGUUAGGAGCGUUGUUGAGAUUCGUUACGAUGCCGGUUGUGGCGGCAGGGCUAAAAAACAGAGCAAGUGGGGGAUUGCGUCCAAGCUGGUGAUUACGCGCAAGGUGGCGGCCGUUGAGUGCGAGAUGAUGAACGAGAUUCAAGCUGCGGAUGUUGCUCUGUUGAUUGGGAAUGUGGGGAAGAAGGAAUUUGGUACCAAAGAAUUGGAAUCAGUGGAGAAGUGUUUUAAGGACAUUGAGGGUGGUUUUGGAUGGUGCUUUCAGGAGAUUGAUCAAAUCGAGAGCUUCUCUACUCAACAUACUGUCUCAGUAGGAACAUUAAUUCUACUAUAGCAAAAUAAUGAAAUUUUCUGAAUCUU
This is a messenger RNA of Linum trigynum, 1002 nucleotides long. NCBI's taxonomy places the organism in Eukaryota, Viridiplantae, Streptophyta, Magnoliopsida, Malpighiales, Linaceae. The record is from the annotation of a GenBank genome assembly.